CCAGCUGGGCGAUUGAAUUCUGACGAGAACUUUAAUGAUUUGUGCAUUCGCACUCUUUUGUAUUCUGCAAAGGUUACGUUCGGUUUGGCCUGCCCGUUCCGUUGGUCCCCGGUGAGCGAACGACUGUCGCACCUCGUCAUACGCAAUUGUCGUCGGUGAUUGCGUCCCGUUCCUGGAAACCGCUUUGUUGGUCGAAGUUGCGUAUUGCGAGACCCGUGAGCGUGACAAUAAAGUGCAAAAAGUGCGUCAAGCAUGAUGAGUAGAUCGCACGCGGAUUGAAUGACACAGAAAGUUCGCCGCGAACGAAGGACGACCACUUUUUCGGUUCUCUCGUCGACGGGAACAUUCGACAGGCGCUCGACGGUGGUUCCGCUCGGAAGGACAGGCGCCUAUUGAUCCAUCGCCGUCCGGGUUUAGUUAGUCUAGUGCGUCGUGUAUUCGAUGGUGACAUCCGUCGGAUAGCGUUGCAACGCGAUUUGUCCAAUGAACUCGGAGGGACAACUUGUGGAUCUGGACUACGGAGACACAAGCACCAUACGCACAACGGUGGCAGCGAACGGUACCAAACCGAUAGCAACGAUAGUGCCGUUCAUCGACGAAUCUCCCACGGCUCAAGCUCUCCGCGAGCGCAUCAACCAGCACCCGGUUCCGAUCGGACUGAAAGGGACCAAUCUGUCGGUGCACAAGGUGCGGAACGGACGGGUGCUGAGUCUGCAAGAUGCAAUCAUAAACAGUCCCGCCAACAUCACCGCCAACGGCAGCGCCGGCAGCAGUCUGCUCGCGUUCGAAUCGCCGGUGGACGAGAAACAGAGCGUGAACGGUUCGCUUCUGGCGACCCCAGCCUCGACCGUGGCCACCACGGUGGACGGAGACGGUGGCGCCCUCAUCGUGCCCGACGUCAGCUUCGAAGGAAUUACGCUGGACUCCGGCAUCGACCGAGAAUCGCAGCCCCUGCUGGGCUCGCGCGAUCAUGAGAUUACGUACAAUCAGUUCCCCGAUGACCCGCACUUCAGUGACUUAGUCUACUCGGCGGAGAUUGCUAUCGAUGCUGGAAUUUACCCGGAGCGUAUCUAUCAGGGCAGUAGCGGUUCGUACUUCGUGAAGAACCCGGCCAACAAAGUCGUCGCCGUGUUCAAACCGAAGGACGAGGAACCGUACGGCCGUCUGAACCCGAAAUGGACCAAAUGGAUGCACAAACUGUGCUGUCCGUGCUGUUUUGGCCGUGCGUGUCUGAUACCGAAUCAGGGGUACCUCUCCGAAGCCGGAGCUAGUCUAGUGGACCAAAAACUAAACCUUAACAUCGUGCCGAAAACGCGGGUCGUGCGGUUGGUGUCGGAAACGUUCAACUACCCGCGACUGGAUCGGCAAAAGGCACGGAUAAAGAAAACGAUCAAGGAGCGCAUUCCGGCGGCCCGCUUCAACCGGAUGUCGCUCCCACCGAAAACCGGCUCCUUUCAGCUGUUUGUCGACGGCUACAAGGACGCCGACUGUUGGCUGCGGCGCUUCGAGCAGGAACCGCUACCGACCCGGUUGGGCCAAAAGUUUCAACUGCAGUUCGAGCGGCUGGUCGUGCUCGAUUACAUCAUCCGCAACACGGACCGUGGAAAUGAUAACUGGUUGAUAAAGUACGAUCAACCGUCGAUCCUACCGGUGACACCGAAUGGUGGAAGUGUCAACAGCCCGACCGGUGAUGGAACACCAAACGCGGGCUCCAGCUUGAUACCUCGCAGCAGCAGCCGGCUGGAGAUGAUGGAGCACACCGAUUGGAACUUGGUGCAGUUGCCGGAGAUUAAGAUUGCGGCGAUCGACAAUGGGCUGGCGUUCCCUUUCAAGCAUCCUGAUUCGUGGCGAGCUUAUCCCUACCACUGGGCUUGGUUGCCGCAGGCGAAGCAACCGUUCAGUCAGGACAUCAGGGAUCUGAUACUGCCCUCACUGUCCGAUCUGAACUUCGUCGAGGAGCUGUGCAACGAGCUGUACGAGCUGUUCCGGCAGGACAAGGGCUUCGAUCGGGGCCUGUUCGAGCGGCAGAUGUCUGUGAUGCGUGGUCAGAUACUGAAUCUAACACAAGCUUUAAAGGACGGCAAGAGCCCGGUACAGCUGGUCCAGAUGCCGGCCGUCAUCGUCGAGAGAUCAAAAGUGAACCCAGGAUCGUCGAGAUUUUUCUCAUUCCAGCAGCGCUUCCAAAACAAGAGCCCUUUCUUUUCGUGGUGCUAGACCGCGAAACGGGAGCCAAAGUCAGGCAAAAAUGGAAACAAAUAAAUAGUACCACAAACGAAAAAUUAGCCCCAAACUACUAGUACCCACACCAACACCCAGGCACCUCUCUCCGCACAGACGACCAUCUCACACACAAGUAGAGUUAAUAACGCCAAUAACCUGAUCUCUCGUGCCCUGUUCUCGAUCGAUUGGUGAAAAAGUAAGUCGCGACUCGCGAUCGUUCGAUAACUCGCUUUCGCGCACCAUGUGCCGGUGAUCUACACUAAUCGAAAUUCGUUAACCAUCGACCGGUGGCCACCGGCUUAGGGAAGAUGAAAGGUUUUAACCCAAAAGCUGCUGCUCUGACGAUCACCCUCGGAGGGACGGACGCAGCGUUUAGUAAACGAACACUUUUAUACACAUUGUUUGGCGGCGAGAUAUAAAAACAAAGUGCAGAUACAUAAUGGAACGCUAAUGGCAGGACAAGCGCGACGGUACAUAAACACACACACACACAUUACAUAAAUCUUCUAUAUAUAGGGAUAUUUAAAAUCAAAAAUCACCGCAAGGGGAAGCGUGAACAGUUCAGGGACAACGGUUCCAAAUAGGUGUGCAGAAUGCAAUGGUGAUCUGUUCGAAACGGAAAGGAACGAAAACCAUUAUCCUCAAACGGUCAAACGGGCGACAACAAAGACUUGUGGUGGCACAGUAGAGUUGAAUUUGUGAUGCUUCGUGAUGGGCAGGUUUCCUUUUUUCCCCGGAGGUGGUUGCUGCAGGGUUGGCGACUUAAAUCAAUCACUCAGCCCCGCAUGUAAAUUGUAGAGGAGUGUAUAGAGAAGAGUCCGCAAUUUGGUUCACGCGUUACGGCUGCUGACCGAACGGAGCGAACGGAAACGACCGAACCGCGGGGACCGGUUUCGCCCUGUGUGCGUGAAAUGAUUUUCAGUUUUCCUAAGUAGAUCUUAAGUAAACAACGAACAAUGUACCGUUACUGGCACCGGUUAGGCUCCGGGCGAGCAUUUGAGAAACGAAGGUGACGGAUAUAAUCGAUUGAUCACCCACUAGUCCCUUAUAUUAAACGCAAACAUGGUGUAUAGCCCCACGACCGAAGUAGCAGCGAGAUUCCUUCGCAACACAUGUCAAUCUAUCACUAUAGUUCUCCUACUUCCCAACUAAGCUCACCGCGGGGCUGUCGCGCAUCACCUACCAACCAUAACAGUGAGGUUGAUGAGGUUUGCGUUCGAUUUCCUCAAAUCUGCAAGUCACACGCAGGAUCGCAAGAUUGUGAUGGCAAACAGAGCGAAGCCCCAGGACCUCAUACGUGUCCUGUCAAUCUCUAUCACUUUUUCUGUCUCUUUUUAUCUUUACUUUCUCCAAACGGUGCAGCGUGCGGCCGCAAACCACCGUUGGCGGAUAGAUAGUAGGUAGUAACACAAACACAAAAGGAAAUUAAAUCGCGAAACGACCAAGUUGCAUAUUUUCCUAUCGGUUCGGUUCGGUUCGGAUGAAGUGUCUCGACAAGAGUUUAAAAAGUUGCCGCAACUUUGGCUCUAUUUUUGUUACUGUCCUAAUUUUUCGAACUCGUCUGUUUGGCGAGUACCCUUCGGUUUCUGUAACCUUAUUUGUAAAAUAUAAUUAAUGCUACUG
Messenger RNA from Anopheles cruzii, 3843 nucleotides. RefSeq names its product phosphatidylinositol 4-kinase type 2-alpha (gene Pi4KIIalpha). Gene Ontology annotation, biological process: Golgi organization; phosphatidylinositol phosphate biosynthetic process; endosome organization. Gene Ontology annotation, cellular component: plasma membrane; lysosomal membrane; endosome. The transcript is spliced from 5 exons. The record is from RefSeq and is a predicted model, not a curated record. NCBI's taxonomy places the organism in Eukaryota, Metazoa, Arthropoda, Insecta, Diptera, Culicidae. The coding region runs from base 484 to 2214 and encodes 576 amino acids. Gene Ontology annotation, molecular function: 1-phosphatidylinositol 4-kinase activity.